AUGCUCUCCGCCGCAGCAUCGGCCAUCUCGGCGGAGGUGAACUUCACGGUCGUCAACAACGCAGCCGAUACUAUAGGAGGGAAGAGGUUUGAGCGGCGGAUAGGAGCAGACUACAGUUGCCAAGCCAUGUCCACGGCCACAAACUUCAUAUGGGACCUCCUCGAGCAAACCACCACCACCACCAACACCACCACUAGCGAGCGGCGGGACUACAGCAACGUGACCCUCUACAUCGAGCCAAUGGACGGGGCGGACGGCGUGUCGGCCUACGCGCUGGGGAACAGCCUCCACAUCAGCGCCAACUACAUCGGCAACUACACGGGGAACGUGAAGAAGGAGUUCACGGGCGUGCUAUACCAUGUGCUGGCGUACACGUGGACGUGGGACGGGGAAGGCGAGGCGCCACGUGGGCUGAGGUCCGGGAUGGCCGAGUUCGUGCGACUCAAGGCCCACUAUGCCCCGCGGAUGGUCGGGGGAUCCCCCGGGAGGACGGAUUAUUGGGACGAAGGGUACGGCGUCACGGCCAUGUUCCUCGAUUACUGCAACAACAUUAAAGACGGCUUCGUGGCGCAGCUGAAUGCAAACUUGAAGGAAGGCUACAGUCGAGGGUAUUUUAGGGAGUUGCUUGGGAAGUCUGUGGAUGUGUUGUGGCAGGAUUACAAGUCCAAGUAUCAGAUGGAUCGCCCAUGA
This is a messenger RNA of Linum tenue, 690 nucleotides long. The record is from the annotation of a GenBank genome assembly. Lineage: Eukaryota; Viridiplantae; Streptophyta; Magnoliopsida; Malpighiales; Linaceae.